Molecule: messenger RNA, 1104 nt
Organism: Fonsecaea multimorphosa CBS 102226
Lineage: Eukaryota; Fungi; Ascomycota; Eurotiomycetes; Chaetothyriales; Herpotrichiellaceae
Exons: 4
Coding region: 1-1104 (367 amino acids)
Cellular component (GO): RNA polymerase II transcription regulator complex
Molecular function (GO): DNA-binding transcription activator activity, RNA polymerase II-specific; transcription cis-regulatory region binding
Source: RefSeq, a predicted model, not a curated record
AUGUCGGACAUAUUCCGACCCUUUUUUCGAUCCGUGGAGGACAAGGUCGCCAACAGACGCGAGCAAUUGCGCAAGGCACAAAAGACCUUCCGCGAAAGACGAGACCAGUAUCUCCGCGUCUUGGAGAAGUCCGUCAGGCGUCUGCAGGCCACCGAAGCCAAGCUGCAGAAUGAAGUCGACCAGCUUGAGCGAGAUCUGGCUGCGACGAAAAGCAAGCUCGCCCAGUGUGAAGCUGAGCUGCGCAAGUCAACCCCUUUGACACACUACAAUUACGCCUAUUCAAACAAGAGCGGCUAUGUGCCUGGAUCCGGAGAGUUCAAUCUCGCACCUGAAAUAGGUGGCGCAGAGAAGCCGGCCUACCUUUCGCCCCCCUAUAGCUGUGCUGAGAGUGGAGCGGGUGCAUCCGUCAGUGGCACCUCCUCUUGCAGCACUCUUGUCUGGAUCGAGACGAUGAAUGGCCAGCCGGUUCAGAUGCAUGUCCAGCAAACGCAAGACUUUGGGUUUCUGCCACCCAAUGGUAGCAAAAAUGCGUAUGCCGGCGCGCUAUCACCGGCGUCAGCCUCGCUAGGUCCAGAUAGAAGCGCGACAACAAUCCUUGUGGCCCAGCUCGACGCCGUGGCUGUUGCGAUGGAAUUUGUGCUCAAGCUCGAAUCUCCAUGUCUCCCUCAUCUGCAGAAAAGCGAGGAAGAAGAAAACAACCCUUCCACCUCCUCAAGCAGCUCUCCCCACGGGCACGUCCACACAGCCUCAGCGGCCCUUCUGUGCUGCUAUCCGUCUCCUUCAUCCUCUUCCACGGUCUCACCGCCAACAUCGACGUCAUAUGCAGACACAAAAAUAAACACAUCACACGCCUCACCACUCUCCCCACCAGCGACGUCCUCAUCAUCGCCUUCCUUUUCGCCACUGACCUGGCCCGCCCCAAAGGCAACUCUCGAACGCCUUCUGGAGAUCUCCGACAAUUUGCCAAUCGACCGACCCUCGGAAUUGACGCCGGUCCAAGCAUGGCACUGUGUGCGGCAGUCGCCGAGUUUCACGUCGAUGAAUGUGCAGGGCUUGAACCGGAUGGCCGAGAGGUUGGUCGCGCACGUCAAGUGUUAUGGGUAG